CCUGAGCUCGAACUUUUAUGAUCCCUCAAGCCCUUCAAAACCUGACCCCCAAAUGGAAAACUCAGAGAAAGCAGUUGAUCAGAGCUAUUGGGUGACCCAAAUAAAGAAAGAUCCUGAAGAAUUUGAGGAGUACCUAAAUAAAUCCAUCACGAGAACAGGUGGUUACAAACACUUGUUCAAAAAGAGAGGUAUUUCAGCUAAACAUAAAAAGAGAAGGCUAGGGAAUAGAGCUCCAAGGACCAGGAGACCAAUCACAGCAAAGACGAACAAGUCAAUGUACCAGGAUAGCUCCUUAUCUAAUCUUUACGAAUCCAUGUUUAAGGGUCCUGAGGAGCAAUACAGUGAACUCCUUCGCAAGACUAAAAGUUGCUCCAAGAAACAAGAAGGAUUCACAAAACGUAGAAACAAACUUGAAUACGAAGAGCUUGAAUACAAAGUAAAACUCCAGAUGAAGCUUGAUGAAAGGACCAAGAAAGUCAAAAAGUGUCAAGAACUCUAUGCGAAAGGCAGCAUUGAAAAACUAAAGCAUCGGAAAACUUAUGAACAGACUAUGAAUAACUGUGAAAAACUAGCCUCCAUCUCUCGAGAGAAGGCUUAUAAAUAAAGCGAAGCAGUCUCAGAGGGAAAUGGAAAGAUUUUAUAAGGAAAGGAAUUACCAGGAUGAACAAAUUGUACUUAAUCUAGGGAAUAUUCAUAACAAGCGUCUUAAGACCCAACUUGAACAGGAAAAGAACAAUUUAAAGAAUUACAAUAAAGAAGCUUUGCAUAGCUCUAAAUAAAGUCCAGAAAAUCAAUGAAGAUAUCUCAAAAAGACGAGCCAAGAGCAAGCGGAUCCAGAGACGCAACUGUGAUCAAGCCAAGGAACAUUACAAUGCUGUUAGGGAGAGACUUCACAAGACUCAGUUCGAAAAAGAAUUCCGUGAAAAAGAGAGACUGCUAGAAAAAUAAAAAGAAACAUGAACAGUCCAAACUUGUCCUAAGAGAGAACCGCCAGAUGCUUAAAUACAAAUCCCACAAGAAACUUGAACAGCAGAAGAGGAUCAAGCAGCGCCAAGAGGAAAGAAUCAAACAGAUCUCUGAGGUGAUCAAAGAUAUAGACAAACGAAACAAGAAGCGCUCUGCCAAUGUCAACCAUAUUCAGAAAUGUAAGCAGAGCUACCUAGAGUUUAAGAAGCAGAAAAACCAAGAAACUGAGCUAAAGCAUAAGAACAAGAUCAGCAUGAUCAAGAGAAAGGAUAUUAACAGAAGAGAAAAGUUGAUUGAUAGGAUCAUUGAAAAGAAUGAGAAGCAAGUCUAUACUUUAACUUUAGAGCCCAAAAGAUCCAGCAAGUUAAAACCCACUACCAAGACAAGAUCCUAAGGCAGAAGCAUCAGGAAAUGCUUCAUGAAACAGAACAUACCAAAAGUAUGGUACAUGAAAGAGAGAUGAUUGAUCAUAUCAAGAAGAAACUUAAAAAGAAGAAUUCUCAAAAACAAAUUGAGUAUUAAAUCAUUCA
Moneuplotes crassus is the source of this 1496-nucleotide messenger RNA. The record is from the annotation of a GenBank genome assembly. Lineage: Eukaryota; Ciliophora; Spirotrichea; Euplotida; Euplotidae.